AUGAAGCAUGAUUUCUUGAAGCUUUUUUCUACUUUCCAUUCCACUGGAAAAUUUCCUUCAGGUAUUAAUACUGCUUUCCUCGUUUUGAUUCCUAAGGUUAAAGGUGCCAUUAAUCUUACGGACUUCAGACCUAUUAGCUUGAUUAAUGGAGUUUUCAAACUUCUUUCUAAGGUUCUAGCAAAUCGCUUGUCUAUUGUUCUUCCUCAUGUUAUUUCAGAAAACCAAUUUGGUUUUAUCAAGGGUCGUAGUAUUCAUGAUUGCCACAUGGUGGCCUCGGAAAUUUUACACAUUGCAGCUAGGCGAAAAGAGAAAAUUUUUGUUAUUAAGCUUGAUUUUAAAAAAGCUUUUGAUAGCAUCUCUUGGGAUUUCAUUCUGAAAAUGUUGAAUUUGAUGGGUUUUAAUGAAACUUGGAGAGAGUGGAUUUCUUCCUUUUUUGAUUCUUCGCAGCUUUCCGUUCUUGUUAACGGAAGUCCAACCAAGAAUUUUUCAAUGGGAAAAGGUGUUAGACAGGGGGACCCUUUAUCUCCCAUGCUUUUUGUUCUUGCAGUCGAAGGUCUGAAAGCCUUGAUUAGUAAAGCUGUCAAUGAUCAUCUUUUGGAGGGCAUUAGAAUAGAUGGCUAUCUGGAACCUAUUUCUAUUCUUCAGUUUGCAGACGACACGUUGCUUUUCAUCAGACAUGACUUGGAUAUGAUUAAAAAUUUAUUGAGGGUUCUACGCUGUUUCGAAUUGGUGUCUGGCUUAGCCAUAAACUAUCAGAAAAGUUCUAUUUUGGGUGUCAAUGUUGAUGAUGAUUCUCUCCUGUGGUCUCCAAAUUUACGGAUCAGCUUGCCAUUUGGAAGGGCAACUAUUUCAGUCCUUGAUAGAUACAUGAAACGAUUCCUUUGGUGUGGCAAUGUGGAGGGUAACGGCAUUUGCAAGAUUUCAUGGGACAAAGUUUGUCUUCCAUACGAUAAAGGAGGUCUUAACUUGAUUCCGUUUAGAUUAAAAAACCAGAGCCUUCUCUGCAAAUGGAUGUGGAAACUUCGCUCUGAUAACUCAUCACUCUGGUUUUUUGUGGUAACAACGAGCUGUUCAAUUUCUUAUUGGCAUGAAUUAGCUCGCUGCAAUGUUUCUCUCUUAUCCCACCUCUGGAAAGCCAUUCGGAAAUGUUGCAUCUUAAACAGUGAGUUAUGGCUGUUAUUUAACCAGCAAAUAUCGGUUAAUUUGGGCAAUGGAAGUUCGGUUCGGUUUUGGAGCGAUAUUUGGUUAGGCGACUCUCCUCUUGAUGUUAGAUAUGGUCAGCUAUUUUCCUUAUCAAUGAAUAAACAGGCUUCAGUGCACCAAAUGCUUUCAGGCAUCAAUUCAGUCUCUGAUUACUCACAACAGGCUUCUCGUUUCUCUUGGAGAAGGCGUCUGCGCAUUGGUGAACAAGAUCAGCUUUCCUCUCUUCUUCAUGAAACCGGUCAGUUGCUGCCUUUAUCUUCUACAUCUGAUGUUGUUCUUUGGCGUGGUAAAACUUUUAGACCCAGGGACAUUUCUCUUCUUCUUCAACUGCACAGCCCGCCAUUUUCAAUAACAAUUCAUGGUUGCCUUUCUUCUUUUCGUUUCUGGAAAUGGAAUCUACCUCCUCGUAUUAAAUUUUUUUGCUGGUUGGUUAUUAGAGAUAGAAUUUUCUCAAAUUCUUCUUUAGUCUCGAGAGGCAUUAUUAGUAAUGAUGAGAUUGGAUGCUCGGUUUGUUGCAUUUCAGAAACAUCUAUUCACAUUUUCUGCCACUGUGAAUAUGCAUGGAAGUUUUGGAAUUAUAUUCUAGUUAAAUGCAAUAUUAUAUGGGUCUCUCCGCCAAGGAUUGAUAUUUUCUUUGAGUUUUGGAUCUCCUUUUGUCACUCUUCUCACAGAGAAUUAUGGAGGCUGAUUUGGUUUAUGGGAAUCUGGGAAUUAUGGAAAGCUCGCAACAAGAGGGCUUUUAAUAACGAAGAAACAUCUCAUGAAGCUUUAGCUUAUUCUUGUAUUUGCAAGGCGGUGCAAUAUUUUACAGCUUUUCAUCCAUCAUUCCCCUAUUCGGGUAACGACGUUUUUAGAUGUUUGGAUAAUUUUGUGAAGCCUCUAAGGAUCAAUACUUUUUUUGGACUGGAUGUGGACGGGCGGGUUCAAGCCCAGCCUAACUAUAAAUAUCAAGUUUAA
Messenger RNA from Mercurialis annua (annual mercury), 2160 nucleotides. RefSeq lists its product as uncharacterized. Lineage: Eukaryota; Viridiplantae; Streptophyta; Magnoliopsida; Malpighiales; Euphorbiaceae. The record is from RefSeq and is a predicted model, not a curated record. Bases 1 to 2160 code for a protein of 719 amino acids. The transcript is spliced from 4 exons.